Molecule: messenger RNA, 2631 nt
Organism: Effrenium voratum
Lineage: Eukaryota; Dinophyceae; Suessiales; Symbiodiniaceae
Source: the annotation of a GenBank genome assembly
AUGGAUCGGCGACUUGCAUGGGACAAGCCGCAGCGCACAGCCAGCGAGGUACUUGGCCCACAGUUGGAGGAUGCCAGGAGAAUCGAUGCAGAUGCUGCUACAUCACAAGCAAGGUCUGGAUCUUCAUUUUGGUCUGCCAGCAGUAGGGUCAGCACUGCUAGCAGCCAGGUUUGCAAUCUUCCCAAAGCUUCAAUUCAAGAGGAGAAGGAUGCAGAGCAAGAGUCUUUUCUUCCUGAUCAAUGGGAGACCAGGCUUGCAAACUCUAUGACUCUGCGAACUGUACAAAACACAAUGAGGCAUGCCCAUCAGCUGCUGCAGCUGCUGACAAAGAGGUAUGGCAGCAUCAGCCCGUUGCACAUCUCCAGUUGGGAGGGGGCUCUGGACAAAGUGGCUGCGAUGGCUGGAUCCAAAGCCGUGGUCCAAAAGUGGCAUUCGCGACAGCGGGAGUUGACCCCACUUCACAUUUCUGCUCUUUGCGGCCAUGCUAAUGUUGUGGAGUACCUGCUGCAGCUCAAUGCAGAUCCUGAUUUGGCAGGAGUGUACAAUUACAGGGCGUUGCACAUUGCGGCGUCCUCCAGCGAGCACAUCUCCCAACUACUGUUGGACUCCCGAGCGAGUCCCACAGUUUUGACGGAUGAGGCAGACACACCGUUGCACCUGGCCUGUUGCUAUCAGCAGCUCAGCACCAUCGAGCGUUUGCUGGAGGCCAAAGCCGACCCAUCGGCUACAAACAAUUUUGGCGUCACACCGCUCCACAUCGCCUCCGCAACGGCGGCCUUGGAGGGCUGUGACGUCCGGAAGGCCAAAGCAGUGCUUUUGCUUUGUAGUGUUGGAGCAGAUCUGCUUGCCUGCGACCGGCAAGGGAAGACUCCUGCGGCAGUUGCCCGCAUGGCUGGUGGGGAAGCAUCGCUCAUAGACUUGUUGCAGGCCGACAACCUGACAAGCUCGGGCUUUGAGCUUCCUGGCUCACCAUCGCAUGCAAAAGAGGCACCAUCCCGACGUAUCAAGCACCGGGCGGCCCAAUUGCUGGCAGAGGAACCGGCCUCAGAGCACCAUGACGCGGAGCUUGAGCUGGAGAAUGUGCAGCUCAAGAAGCAAGUCCUGGAGCUGCAGCAGGAUUUGGAGAAUGCUCAAAUCAACGUGAGGCUGCUGCGAGACUCGCUGGACUUGCAGACGUUGUCGGGUCCUCUUUCAAGGGAGGAUGGCGACAAACGGCUGGCUGAAAUGCAGAUCAACCUGCAGCAGGUUAAUCCUGCAAUGAGGCCUGUGCUCGCUUUGAAGCUUUCGACGAAGAGCGACAACGUGUCUUGCCUCAGUUUCGACCGAGUGAGUCCUGACGCAGACACCUACGGCCGGAGCGGUGACACAGACUUUUUGUGGCUGAUUUAUCCCGUCGCAGUGUCCACUUUCCCGGGUCUGGCUCAAGCAAGCCCCUUCUCUAGCAUUGUCGCAGUCCGCGAGGAGUGUAGAGUAAUUUUGCCGGCCAUGUUUGACGCGAAUGCUUUGGAGCUUUUGCAUCAACAACUGGUCGAGGUGGAUGGACAGCUGUGCAUGCCGGGGUACGAGACCAAUUUGGGGGAGCUGCUGCUGACGGCGGCCGAGAAGAAAGGGGAGGGCGUGUGCCUGGAGGUGGACACAGCCUGCUAUACUUUUGCCCAGAUGGCGAGGAUGGCCACAGCCAUCCGCAGGGUCCUUCGGAAGGCCCUGCAGUCCCUUGAGCUGCCGACGGAGCCAGGCUCACCCGAAGCUCACCGACGACGUGCCGACGAGCAUGUGGUCACAAUAGUCCUGGAUCGCGGUGUGAAGAGCAUCGCCCGUGAUGCUGGAGCGCUGACCUGGGUGGAGGUGGCGAGGCCGCCCGUGAUGAUCUCAAGCUCCGGCGUCCUGAAGCGCUUGGGCCUGACAGACAUCGCGGCCUCCUUGGGCGAGUUUCCGCGUGUGGUGCUUGACGUGGACCUGGCCCUUAGGAAGGCAGAGGAAGCAACGGUGCCGACAAAGGCGAGGCACAGCCCCGACGACCUUGACCGGCUGGCCUACUUCAUCUUUACCAGUGGCUCCACAGGUAAGCCCAAGGCCGUGAUGAUCCGCCACAAGUCGGCGCUGAACGUGGCACGCAUCUGGGGAAACUACGUCGGGCUCUCCUCUCAGGACCGCUUCGCACAGGUGGCCUCCAUGUCUUGCACCUGCCCGGACCUGGUGAAGAAAUCUGGGCCGGACAUGGUCUCGUGGUUGAAGGAGCGGCAGAUCUCUGGCAUGAGCGUAGUGCCCUCGCACCUGCGCACCAUGUCGGCCGCUGGGGAGGUGUCCACGCGCGCGCUGCCGCACUUGAAGAUUUUGGACGUCGGGGGCGAGGCCUUAGGCGCUGACGUCGUGGAUGCCUGGGCCUGGACGCAGGUUGGUGAACAGCUACGGCCCCUCGGAGAUUUCAGUGGUGUGCACGGGCGCCUACGUCACCCCUGGGGAGCCUAUCACCAUUGGAGGACCGUUGCCAACAUACAGCUGCUACAUCCUGGAUCCCGAGACUUUGGAGGAGAAGGCCCAGGGCGAGCAGGGUGUGCUCUUCGUGGGUGGCGUGGGUCUGGCACGCGGGUACUUGGAAGAGGAGGAGAAGACACGGUCCAAGUUUCUUGA